Messenger RNA from Cinara cedri, 10834 nucleotides. The record is from the annotation of a GenBank genome assembly. Lineage: Eukaryota; Metazoa; Arthropoda; Insecta; Hemiptera; Aphididae.
GAACAGAAAACAUUAUAAUGUGGGUAUGAACCACGGUAUAAAUUUCUCAAAUUUAUUAACAAAAUUUAAUUUAUAUCCGAGUACUAAUCAAAAAUAUAGGUAAUAUUGAUAAUUGAUUUUUAAUUAACUAUAAUUUUUAAACAAACUCAAAUUUUUUAAAAAAAUGUCAUGUCAUACAAGUAGAAAAUAUUAAUAAUAUAGUACUUAUAUACAUUUUUGUUUUUGUGAUGUUCUGAAAACAAUUUUACAAAAGUAUCUAAAUUUAGGUUCUCAGACAUUUUUUUUCUAUGUUUAUUGAAGCCAAAUUAUUUAACAAUCUUUUGUCAUUCGAUUCCUCAUGUAAUUUUUCAGACAUGAAAAAGUUCUUUCGCAUGCAGCACUGGGUACUAAAAUAGUUAUAAUAAUAGCUAAUCUAUAGGUUUCAUUGAAUGUAAACUUAUACUUUUCAAAUAGUUCUAUUAGAUUCAUCAAGUUGUUUAUUUUAACAGUAUAUUAAAUUUAAUAUUUUUUAAUUGUUGUUGGUAAAAUGUUUAGUUCUGCCUUUAGAUCUAGUUUAUUAGGUUAGUUUAUUAAUGUCUAUAACAGCGAUUCCCAACCUAUGAGCCGCAGCCCACUUAUGGCCCGUGGUCAAAUGUGGUUGGGUUGUUGGGAAAAUCGAAAAAUGACCUACUCUAAAGUACCUUACCAGUCAAAUUUUCUUUUAGAAAAAUUGCUAUCAUUAUAAAUUGGAGCGAGAUUUCUGGUAGAAAAGUUGCGCACAGAUAACAAAAAAAAAAAAACAUCUUUGUAAAACUAUAAGCUUCGCUCCAAUCAAAAUCUAAAAUAUAUUGUGCAUAUGUACAUUUGAAAUUUAAUAUUUAUAUAAAUAUUAUAAAAUAAAUGAAUCGUAUAGAUCACAUGACUGACGGCUACCUCAUGGCCAAAGAUGGCUCCCUUCACGUCCUACAUAUAGAAGACGUAACACUCAUUACUAUCAAGCACAUACUUUUCGAAUGCUCCCAGUACAAUGCGAAAUGAAACUAAAUAGGUAUUUGUUUCGGAAACAAAUGUCCAUCCAUUUUUUUUUAAGAUUUUUGUCAAUUGUAAAUCUAUAAAGUAGAUUAUUAUUUGUUAUGUACAUUUAAGAACCAAAAAUACUAUAACAGUGCAAAUAUAAUGUACUUUUAAUAUUUUCAAUAAUAGUGUAAUUACUAUAUUAUAUUUUUGUUAGUAAUAUAAAUUAUCUAGUCCUUAACAAAAAUUGCCACUGGUAGCGUUCUUUUCAGCGCUCACUUUUCAUGAGCCAGAUUAAAGUACAAAAAUUGCCAAUCACAUUCAAGCGCUAGCGGUUAGUUUAAGCAUGAAGAAGUUUCAUCGAACAACUGAUAAGUGCUCGAUGCGAAUCCUAUGAAUCUUAAUUCGUGGUGUGACCAUCUUAUCUAUAGUCGUGCCCAAAGAUAUACAAUACUGUAAUCCGCAGAUACAUAUAUAUAUAUAUAUAAUAUAAUAUUAUAAUUUCCUUAGAUAUUAUAUUAAUAUAAUUUAUAUUUAUCUGUGCUAUAAUCUGUGAUAAUAUCUUAAACCGUGAUAACCAUUCUAUGUAUACCUUGGUUAUAACUUCAGUGCGUAGGUACCCGUGUGACAACUGACAAGCGCAAUGUUUUUACAGUAUUGUUUUCCAUAACGACCGAUUUAUUAAAUUUGUGUGCUGUUCCGUAUUAAUGUUUUCGUAGUUGCAUUCUGUUUAUUUUUUUUCAUUUCAACAUUUGGAAUUAUUGUUCUACACUUAGGAGCCAAAAGACGUGAUAUAAAAAAUACCGUUCCUUACUCGUCGCCAAUGACACAGAUUACUGGGUGAGUGAGUCGUUCAUGUAUUAAUUUUGUUCUCAUAGCCACCGGGAUAGAAAAUUAAAAAACGAAUACUGUAUUCGGUAAUCUAUAAUCACGGUUCAAGAUCAAUAGAUAGAGGUAUCUUCAAUCUUGUAUAGUGUCUUCUGGAAGCAAUACUGUUGAUACCUAUCGCUGCGUAUAGGUAUGAUACUCUCGGUGGUGGGGUGGCGAUAGUGAGUAGGGAAAGAAUAAUAACAACUGCGGACAAGUUGAACGGAUGAUAAAUAACUAUGUUCGGUUGAAUGGAAUGUGCGUGCGUGGCACAACAUUGGCGAACAGAGGCGACGACGUGCGGCCUCGUCGACGAGUAUGUCGUACGGAUUGGGUCGCGGUCGUACGUUGUUUUUCGGUGGGUAUUUUGUGUUGCAGCAUUUGUAUUGCGUGACGUUGAAUUUAUCGAGCUUAAUUCGGUGACAAUUGGCGACUAACCGGGUAUGUGCCACGGCGUUGUUUUUAAUAAUAAAUCGUGGCCUUGGCGCCAAUGAUCGUUCGUGCUCGUUUACGUCGUAUUUGACGGCUUUGUUUUUGUUGUUAUCGAUAAGACUUCAUUUAGAUUUUGGACCAUUUAUAUCUCCCAACAUAACUAGUUACGGGUACCGCCAGUACUUUACUUUGUUUCGGUAAGUGAGUAAGUAGGUAGGUAUUCGUUUAAACCUUGUUUGGAUUCUGUAAUUUUGUCACUCCUCAUACAUAAUGGAUAUUUAGCUCAAUAUCAUCAAUUAUCGGGUAGACUUUAUCUUCUCGGAUGGUUAUUCGAUUACAAUUUGUCACAAUCUCGUAUCUUUCUUUUAUUAUUAUUCAGAUGUUUUCAUAUGCUUAAUUAAUAUUUAUGCUUACAAAUUGUAGGUACUUUGUUUUACAUUAUUUCAUUGAAAUACAGUAUUUUAUGGUAUAGUUUAGUGCUUUUCAUGUUUAAUAUUGUUAUAAUUUUAUAUUUUAGAGUAAACAAUACAAUCAUCAUGGGACGUCGUUCCGGGCCUGGUUCUUCUGCCAGAACUCGUGAUGCACAACCCUUACCAUUAAAUAUACAACACAAUUCAUUAACAACAAAUGAUCGAAGUGGUGUAUCACAACAUGAUGAACUUAUUAAUUUUGUUGGUGAUUGUAAGUAUAUUCAUCUAAUAUACUCAAAUACAUUUUAAAAUACUACUAGGUACCUACAUGUUGUUGCCUAGUAUAAUACCGUAUAAUACUUAGGUAUGAAAAUGUAAUACAAUUUCAUUUUAGUAGAAUAUAUUAAAGUUAUGUAUACUUCAGUACACUCUGAACUGUACAUACACUACAGUAUUUGAAAUUAUAAUUUAUUUGUUUAUACCUAUCUACUUCUAAUAAAUAGUAAUUAAUAUGAAUACAAAUAAUAUUUUAUUAGUUUUUUUUUUACGUUAGACAUAAGUACUUAUAUACUAUAUUUUCGGUAAAAUAUCGCAAAACCAAUAUAUCGCAUGGAAUAAAUAUUGCCAAUAUAAAAUAUAGCAGUAAUUUAAUUAUAAAUUAAUAAUAUUGAUUAUUGAUUGAUAUUUUAUAAUAGUUAUAAAUAAUUUUAUGUAUUUUAAAGUAUAUAAUAUUGUUAUAUUAAUAUAUAGUAGAAUUGAUAAAAAUAUGUAUAAUAUAAUACAAUUGAUAUAAGUAUUGUAAAAUGUAUAUUAAUUAAUGGAAGUAUAUAUUAAAUGAAAUACCUUAAAGAUAAUCUUCAAACUCUCGAUUAUGAUAAUCUGCUACUUCUUUCUUUACUCAUUCAUCCAAACUGACUGUCUUGUUAUUUUUAUUCGGCGUAUUUGAAUUUCCUAUUAUACUUUGACCUAACUUGUCCUUCUGUUAGGUUUUGUUGACAUCUCAAAUAAUUUAAUUUAUUAAUUGAAGUAAUUGCAUUUGUAUUUUAUAAAAAUAACAGGCAAUAAUAAAAUAUAAUAAUAUUUCAUAAUUAAAUAAAAAUAUGUAAUUGAAACUAUAUACAAAGCUCAAAUAAAAAUGGACUAAAAACUAAAACAUAAAAUGUUAUAAACUGUAAUAUUAUUUAUCUUACCUUGAAGUCAGCAUCAUAUUUUUCUUUUGUAAAAGUAUAUACAUUAUGAACUACUAAAUUUUUGUAUUUUGCAGUUUUUAAAAAAUUCAAUUCCAUUUAAAAUAAAAAACCCUAAACUGUAAAAGCAUCCGUCACAGUGAUAGUACAAAGUAUUACUAUUUACAAAUUAUAAAAUGAAAAACCAGUAUACUUGAAUGGAUUACUAGGUAAAAGGAAUAAGAUACAAUAAAGUUAAAUGUAAUAUACAGGCGUGAUAAUGUACGGCGGUAUUAUUUUUUUACAAUAUAUUGGUUUGGCAAUAUUUUACUGGUUAUAUUUUGUCGAGGUACCUUAUAGUAUACACCUAUAUUCGUAAAUUAUUGUUGUGUUCAAUACAAUAUAUGCCUAGUAACAAGUAGGUAUAGCUAGACAGUGAAAUUUAGAUUUACUGUGAACUCUUUAUACAUGAAAGUUAUUUUUUUCUGCCUGCAUAAAUAUGUUUAUUUUUAUAAUUUAUUACCUAAUAUUAUUUAUUAAUGUUUGAUGGUAAUAAUUAAUUGUUGUAGUACCUAUUAAUACUUUCAUACCAUAAUAAUGAUAUUGAUUAUAUUUAUAUUUUACUGAACAACUAACAAACUAUGUUGUAUGGUUCAGAGUGUUGGAGGGUAGACAGAAAUAUAGAACAGAAUAAGUGUAACAGAAAUGAGAAUGCUUAGAUAAAUGAGUGGAGUGAGUAGAGGAGAUAUGAUAAGGAAUUAGUACAUAAGAGUUAGUUUAGGUGUGUCUUAAAUAGUUUGGCCAUAUUACGAGGAGAGAAAAAUCAGAAGUACUAAGAAUUGAUGGAGAGUAUAUGCUAGGACAAGGUGGGGAUCAAGCUAAGUGAAAGUUUAGAAGUUAAGAAAGUUUAGUGGCCGACUUCAAAUAGUUAGGAUUAAGGCUAAGGAGGAGAAGAAGAAAAACUUAACAAAUUAUAAAUUCAAAAUAAAAGUGUAUGUGGUUUACCAAAAUAGACAAAAUUUUUGUUAAUCCUGAUACUUGAUAAGAUGUGUAUGAUCAGAGUCGUGCCUAAGAGAUUUAAAAGUGCCCACUCGCUAAGCGCUAUGACUACAGGGGUGCCAAUGAAAAUUUUUAAAAUUUCGUAAUUAAACUUUUUUUACAAUAAAUGUAUAGUCUGUCCCAACAAACAGUUUUUAACUUUUUGUGUUUUUGUACAUCGGUAAAUUUGUCUGGCAUCGGGUGCCGAUUUUGCUAGGCCCAACACUGUAUGACAUAUAUACAAUAUAUCUUUGGGCUUUUAUUCAUAAUUUUUUUCUUUUUGAUUGAAAUGUUAGCAGUUACCAUUUUAACUUGUAUAGCAGAAGAUCUUGCACGAGAUAUUAAUUAUUAUUAAUUUAAACCAGGUAUUUUAUUUUUAUUUUGCAAUGAAUACAAUGAAAGUAAAAGACUUCUAUAGGUAUUAUACAAUAUACAUGGUACAAAUAUAUAUUUAUAUUAUCUUCAUCAAUUUAGUUUGUAAUAAUGAAUUAUGAUGUUACCUGUGACGGCAAAUUAAAUUAACCUGCUAGGAUAAUGAGUAGGAUAAAAAUGUGAUUUGAGUAUACUGUAACUAUUCUCUAAUUAACUUAUGCUAUACUCGCAUGUGCUAUCUCAGUCUUACUAACUGGCAUUAUAGCAAAAUCUACACAGACUGCAUAGAACUCAUUUAAUUUUGGUUUUAGAGUAAAAUCACCUAUUAUAAAAUUAUAGAGGACAAGACAAUGUGUUUUUAUUAUUAUUCUAAUUAUUUUUUCGGAUACAUUAUUUAGAAAUAAAUCUAAAUCAUUGUUUUUAAUUGACUGAUAUAUUUUUCAAAAUUAAUUUUAAAAAAGAAACACAUUGUCUUUCCCUCUGGAAUAUUGUCCUCUUUUAAAUUUAUAAUACAUGAUUUUACUCUAAAACCAAAACUAAGAGAGUUCUAUGCAGUCUAUGUAAUGUAGAUUUUGCUAUAUUGCCUGUUGGUUGGACUGAGACAGUACAUGCAGGUAUAGUAUUUUCUUAAGAGUACACUGGCACUGGUUUGUGCAUACGCGAUUGAUAGUUGUACAUUGCCAUAUCCCUUAAUUAAUUGAUUGGAAACAAUUAUUAUGCCGUGUAUACAGCAAGUGAUUAUAUUUACCCCUAAAUAAAUCAUUACUUGUUAUAAUCAGUUCAACUCUUGAAUAAAGAAUUAUAUAACCAGUACGGUAGUACAUUUAAUUGAAUUUUGAUUUUAUUAUAAAUAAUGAAAUAAAUACAUUAUGAUUGUUUACAAAUUAAAAUAAUAAAAUGUAUAAAAAUAAUAUUAUGACUCAUAUUUGUUUACAAUUAUGUAUUACAGAAUUAAACAGCAUUUUCAAAUUGAAUCUGAAUUAAUGAAGUUUCUUCAGUGAUAUUCGUAACUAUUUUUUCAGUUACAGUGGAUAAUAUGUUCUUCUUUUUAGUGUGGUUUAUGAAAUUGUUCCAUUUUUUCAAACUUGUACGGUUAAAACAAAAUGUUAUCAAUGUUCUGUUCACUACAUCUGUAUAUUAUGUGUAUCGGCAGGAUCAUGGUGAUAGAACAGGUGGUAGCAGUGGUUGGACUAUAUGAGUGGUGAGUGAGUGGAUGCAGAGGUACUGAUAACCGGUAGUGGAAAAGUAUGCGCGGACAUGAUGUGUUUUUUUGUCUGUUACCUGGUGUACUCUCAAGUUAAAUAGAGUAUAAGAUAUUCAGGAAAAAUAUUUCCAUAGGUAGGUGACACACUUAACGCUUAAUAAUAAUGACAGUAGAUCAUAGUACCUAUUAUUGCCAGACAUAUUUUUAUAAUAAAUUUAAAAUCUCAAUUCUAAAAUAUUUUAAAUUUAAGGAUAGGUUUUAAUAUAAACUUGUUUAAUAAUAUUUUUCAUAGUUAUACCUAACAGUUACUUAAUAGUUAGAUAAUUAACAUUGUUGUUCAAAUCAAAUCAUUUAAACUAAUUUUGUUUUAGCAUGGAAUGUAAUAUUUCAAGAAUAUCAAAAUGGAUCCCAAGGAAAUAAUGGUAAAUGUUUUAUGAUUAUUUAAAUUAAUUGUGUUCAGGGUAUAUGUAUAUUAUUGUUUAAUACAUAUUUAUUAUUACUAUGACUUCUAUGAUAGAAUAGAGAUAGUAUACAUGUUUUUUAGAGCUUGUGUAAUAAUAUAAUUUUAUUGAAAUUAAACUUUAAUUAAACAUUAAACAUGUUAAAUAAUUAUACAGCCAAACUUGGUUAUCACGAAGUUGAAGGGACCAGAAAAAAGGUUGAGUUAUUCAAAUUAAAAAAAAUUGUGUAUGGUCAUGUUGAAAUGUAAUGGAGCACUGAAUAUUGAAGUGUAUAUGAAUGUUAGUAGAUUAUGAAUCGUUGUGUAGUAAACCAGUUACUACUUAUUAGUAACGAUAAUACUAAUGACCUUAUUUUCAAUAUUAAAUGUACAUACACGAGGGAAAUACAUAUCAUAAUUUUGAAACUAUAAAAUCGAAACUUUGAGUUAUUCACGAAAAUAUUCGAGUUUUUUUGGUAAUUGAUGCAAUUAACUCGGUUGAGCUUUUUUUUUUAUAUGCACAGGAUAUAAACUAAUUGCAUUACUCAAUAAAUGACAAAAAUAGAAUUCAUUGAAAAAAUAAUCAAGUAUAAGAGAGAAAACAUUUUUAUAAAGUGGAUCAAAACUAGAAUUUUGAAAAUGUCAGAAAUAUAACUGAUACUUGUGGUUGAUCAGCAAGUAUUUGCUUUGGAAUGUGUAUUUUGUUAAAAACUGUUAAGAUAGAGCUUAUCCGAGUACCGAGCUUAUAAAGAAUAGAGCUUCUGAUGUGGGUGUUAAUGAGAAUUAGGGUUUUGAGACCAUAUGUUAGUUUGAUAAACUCUAAGAAGUGUGUGUGCAAUAACACAAGAUUUUGGUAUUAGAUUAGAUAUGUAUCAGGGGUUGGCUGUGAACUCUUACUCAUUUUCUGUUGUAAUGGAUGAAGUUAUGAAGGAAAUAUAAGACGAGAUACAAUGUUGCAUAUGAUAUAAUUUUGAUAAGAGAUUUGGAAAAAGUUGAUAAUAGGCUUAAAACAUGAAAAGUAGCUCUUAAAGGAAAGCGAUUAAGGGUUUUUUUAUUAGCUUUUAGUAACAUUAUAACUGCUCAACGAUUAUAAUUUAGGACUGAAGUUAAAUAGAAGUAAAUCCGAGUAUGUCUUGUUUUUAAUGGCAAUUAGCAGUAACAUAAUAUGUAAGGUUUAGAGUUAGAUAGAGUUUUUUAAGUACCUAGGAUUUUUUAUACAAUAGAACAGUGAUUUCGACAAAGAUUAAAAACAGGAUUAAGUGUGAUUAGAUAAAAUGGAAAAAAUUGUCAGAUAUUUUAUAUGACAAGAUAAUUCCAAUGAAACUUAAAGAUAAGUUCUUUAAGACUGAUGAGACCCAUUAUAUUGUAUGAUAGACAGGAAAUAGAGAAAGUAUGUAGCAGAGAUGAGAAUAGUUGGGUAGAUAAGUAGAGUAACAAGAGAAGAUAGGAUAAGAAUACAUAAAAGGUAGCUUAAGUAUGGUUUUGAUAGUGGAUAAAAUGAGAGAAAUUAGAUUAAGAUGGUUUGGGUAUGUCAUGAUGAGAGAGAAAUCAGAAACAACAAGAAAUGUAUUAAAAAUGUAGGAGAAAAGACAGAAUUAGGAAAACCAAAAAAAGAAAUGAUUGGAUGCGAUUGAUAAUAUAUGAGGCCGACAAAGGAUGUAUACGAGGGCAAUAUGGGGAAUUGGGUCAAGUGUAAGUUUGGGACGAGGUUGGUCAACCUCUACCACAAAUAGUUAGGAUGAGGGUAAAGAAGAAGACAUUGGAAUCUGUAUAGGUUAUAAUGAUCUUAUAAUUCUUUUAAUAUUUAUUGAAGUUUUCUAAAAAAAUAUAAAAUUAUUUGGUAGAAAUGUAGGACAACGUGAAAGAAGAAGGAUAGAUAAAUCUUUCGAUUUAUCGCUGAAUACAAUAAAAAUAACUUUGUGUAGUCGAGUAAAUGUAUAUAAAAUCAAAAUAUGUAUCUGAAGGUUAUGGAAGAAUAGCUUAGUUAUAAUAUAUAGACAUGUAUUUAAAACAUUUGUAAAUUUAAGUAAUUUAAUUAUCUUUUCUUAAUUAAUUAAUUUUAUUAAUUAAGUUUUUUUUUUAGGUCGUUUUCAUAUACAAUUCUACGAUGAAGGACAUAGUGAAAAACUAAAAGGUAUUAAAUUUUUGUAUACUACUAGAUCCCCUGGUGUCCGGUUAUUUAUUUACACCAAUUCCAAAUUUUUUAUUGAGCAAGAAAAGGAAUUAAUUAAAUUACCUUAGUGCAAUAUCUACCCUUUCCUCUUCGUGAUACAAUUUAUUAUUAGGGCGAAAAUCAGAACAAUUAAACCAUGCAAACCAUUAGUUUUACAAAUAUGUAUUUAAAUGAAAUCAUUAUAUUAAUUUAGGUUAAAUUAUCAAAAAAAGGAAUAAUAAUAUUAAUUUACUUAUCUCCCUUUUACUACCACCUCUUCUCAUUCACCAUCAUUCAUCCCUAUUAUUUUAUUAGUAAAAAAAGAAAAGAAAGGAAACUUGACUGAACCAAAUUAAAUAAUAUUUUUUAUCUGUGUAACCAAGAGAAUCCAAAAAAAAAAAAAUUAAUUAAUUUUGCGUCUUUAUAUAAUAGCUAGUAGUAUAGAUAGUUUAUUUUAGAAUAUACUUAUUAUAAUAUAACUGAUUAUAUUUGUUUACAGUAUUUACACAUACCUAAUUAAAAUCUUAAAUUUUGCCAUAUUUAUAAUUUGUGUGUGUUAGCUGUUAUUAUAAACAGUUUGACUGGUUUUUGUGUAUUGUAUGAGAAUGCCACAUCGGUAUUUGUUGUUUUUGUCUAUUCAAUAAACAAUGUAGCAUUAACUUGUUUUUGUACUUUCAGUUCAAUUAGUUUUUAUGAUAAGUUUGUCAUAGAAAUGUUAUUUUAGUGCCGAAAUAAACAAGAAAUUAUACUAAAUUUUAAACCAGUAGAAUCAUUUAGAAUUUAUUUAAGUACAAUUUAUCUUGUUUAUUUUGGUUCUGAAAUCAAGUAUAUCUGACUAACAAGGUAUGACUAUUAUUUAAAGAAUAAAAGUAUGUUUUUGCUACAUUUCCUAUUAUAAAAAAGAAUGGCAAAUACUACUAUUGCGUCUCAUUAACUUUUUUUGUAUUUAUUUCAGGAUUUAAGCCCUUUGAUUUAGAAGCUUGGUGGGGUAAACAAACUAUCCAACGAUAUCAACAACGUUCCUAACAAUAUAACUGUUAUUUGUAAUGUAUUAUUCAAUUCAAUAUUUUCUCCCAAUUAUGUAAUAAACAAAAGGUUUAUGUUUUAUUAAUAUUAUCCACCUCAAAUAGGAAUAUAAUAAUAAUAAUCUAUGACUUGCCAUAAUAUUUUUAUAAUUAAAAAUUGUAUUUAUGAUUGGCGGAAAAAAAUAUUAAUAAUCAAGUAUUAUUUAAUUUAAAAUAUAUAUUUUUUUUUUAUUUAAUUUAUUAUAAUAUCAUGUACAUACAUUUUCAUUUAGCUAAAUAGAGAUUGAUUAAAUAAAAAUAUUCUCAUAAAUAAAUAUAACAUUCCGAGUAAUAGGAUAUUUCAGAAUAGGUUUUAUGAUUGUUAAGUUUCUUAUAUAGUUUAAAUUGCAUACAAUUUAUUCAUAUUCAAUUAAUCUAUUACCUAUUUUUUAAUGAAAAUUGUAUUUUUUCAUAUUUUGACUAAAAAAAAACCUAAUUAUUGCAAUAAAUUUGUUGGAAUUUCUUCACAUUCUUAUUUGUGUUGAACUAUAUUUAUGUAGUUAAUUUAUUAUUGUAUUAUUCAUUAAGUAAAUGUACCUGUAAUAACAAAGUUAUAUUUAUAUAUUUUAUACAUAAAAUAGUAUUAAAAUAUAGUUUACUUAUAUACAACAUUUUUUCUUAAAAUAAAACAGAUAGUACAUUAAGAUUUAUAAUUUUUUUCCUUUUUUUUUUUUAAAUAUAAUAUUUUUUACUGACA